Rotaria socialis is the source of this 2076-nucleotide messenger RNA. The record is from the annotation of a GenBank genome assembly. Lineage: Eukaryota; Metazoa; Rotifera; Eurotatoria; Philodinida; Philodinidae.
AUGCCAAACUUAACUUUUGACGAAUUUUUCGAUUACACUACAUUUCCACUUUUAAAAUUUUCUCCAACUGCUCGACAUUUGCUUAUUCAAACAAGAUGUCCAUCGUGGAAUACUAGUUCUUAUGAAAAUACUUUAUGGCUCUAUGAUAUAAAAAAUCAAACCAAAAAAUUAAUUACAUUAAAUCUUAGUGCAUCAAGCAAACCAAAGUGGUCACCAAGCGGUGACUAUAUUGCAUUAACACUAAAAACUGAUAAUUCAGAAAACAAGACCAAUGAUAAGCAAACAGAACAGCAUAUUUAUUUAUAUUCUCUUAUAUCCGAUGAACUAUUUUCUAUUCAAAUUGGCAAAGAUAUUCUUUCAACUUUUACAUGGUCUGACAAUGAUUCAUCUCUUUACAUAGCGACGAUUGAUUUGUGGUCAAUAGAUAAAGAAAAUGAUUUGUAUAAUGAUGAAUGGAAAGAUGUUAUUCAAUAUCGACAACAUGUAGUACCAAGUAACAGCACAAUCUAUCGUAUUGAUCUCAAUUUCAAUAAUCUCUCAUUGCCUGUAGAAAGACAUGUUGUUCGUAAUGUAUCUUUUCUUAUCAAUGAACUAUUAUAUGUUUCCUAUGAAAAGCAACUCAUCGUCUCAUCCGCAUCGAAACUUAUUGAAGAUCUAAAUGAUUUUGAAUUAUAUUCAAUUGAUCUCCAAAAUACCUUGAAAUUAACAAGAUUGACAAAUAAUGAAGUAGCCGAAAUAGAAUUACAAUUAUCGAUUGAUGGUCAUCAUCUUUUUUUUCUUACAGUCAGUCUUGGUACGAAUAAAGGAAAAUUUAAUAAUACACAGUAUCGUCUCUAUUCAUUAAACUUAAUAAAUGGGCAACUAACACGUUUAGGAGAAACAUUUCAGGGUAAUAUCAAUAGAUACGCAAUUAAGUAUGAUUUUGGUGUUUACAUACUCGGACAAUUAGGAACUGAAGUACACAUUUAUACACAAGAAUUAUCAACCAAUGAUUUAAUUCAUCAUCAUGGAUGGAAUGGAACAUAUGAAUUGAUUGCAUCCUCAAAUGAAAAUGGUCCAAUCGCAUUUGUUUAUUCGUCACUUGAAAAACCUAUGGAAGUUUAUUUCGCUAACAAUAUUAAUCAAUUGAAAUCAGCACGAGCAAUAACCAAUGAAAACGAUUUAUUUAAUCAAAGGAGUUUACCUCAAACAAAAUUAUACAGCUGGAUAAAUGAAGAUGACCAUCGAGUGAUCGAAGGAAUCCUACAUUAUCCACCUGGAAUGUUUGAAUCGAAAAAUCUAUCUCUUUUAGUGCUUAUCCAUGGAGGUCCAUAUUGGGCUAGUCUAAAUAGGCUUGAGCUCGCGUGGCAUGAUUGGGCUUCGUUGGCAGCGUUAGAAGGUUGGCUUGUAUUGGAACCAAACUAUCGUGGAUCAACAGGUUAUGGCGAUGAAUUUCUCAAUGAAAUUCGUUAUAGACCUCUAUCUCGACCAGGAAAAGAUAUUCUUUGUGGAGUUGAUCGAUUGAUCAAAGAUGGUAUUGUUGAUCCACACAGACUUGCAGUCGGUGGUUAUAGUUAUGGUGGUUUCUUGACAAAUUGGUUAAUUACGCAGACUAGACAUUUUAAUGUUGCUCUCUCGGGUGCUGGCGUUGUUGACUAUGCUUCAGCAUGGGGCAUGAUGGAUCUACCUGUACCACUCAGCUACUUAUUAGGAGGAUUUCCAUGGGAAACACCCAAUAUUUAUCAAAAUGAAGCACCUAUUUAUCACUUAGAUAGGAUACGCACACCUACGCAUAUCAUCACUGGUGAAAAGGAUAAUCGAGUACCUACACCUCAAAGUUAUAUAUUAGAGCGAGGACUUCACUAUCUUGGUGUGCCAGUUAAAUUAAUUAUUUUUCCAAAGGAAGGACACUCAAUGAAAGAUAAUCCUUGGCAUGGAAAAAUAAAAGUUCGAGAAGAACUGAAAUGGUUACGAAAAUAUGGUAAUCAAUCAUUGAACGACGAUGGCCUAUCUAGUAACAGUGAACAACCGACGUCUACUUAUGCUUUACAAUUAUAUAUGCUCUUGUUCUCGAUUGUUUCAAUAAAGAACACGUAA